AUGACAUCAAGUUUAUUUAUUUCACAAACAUGGUACGAUGAUCGAUUAUCAUGGACAAUAGAUGCUUCAAAUAAUAAUAUUACCGUAGUUAUGCUACCGGUUAAAAGUUUAUGGAUACCAGAUACCAUGAUAUUGAAUUCAGCAGAUGCAAGUGGUUAUCUUACAGUAAGUGAUUAUAGUCUAGCAUCUGUCUACUACACAGGUCAUGUCUAUAUGAUAUUACCAGCAUUAACGAUAAGAACAAGAUGCAGUUUCAGUGUUAAAUAUUUUCCAUUCGAUAAACAAAUAUGCAGCAUAAAUUUAACAUCAUGGAGUCAAGGGUACAAUAGAAUCAUUUAUACAGAAAAUAGCAGUUUAGUAAUUGAUAUUAGUGGAUAUAAUGAACAUCCUUUGUGGAGAUUGAAUAGAACAGACGUAAUUGUAAUUGAUGCAGCAGAUAGGGCACCAUUUGAAGAUACUUACAAUGCUAUAAUAUCAAUACAAUUAUAUCUAGAAAGAAAACCAUUAUUUUUUAUCAUGAAUGGUAUAUUUGCAUGUUUGAUUUUAAAUUUUGUCACGUUGUUAUCAUAUGCAUUAUCCUUUGUACCACAAAUUGCUCUAUGUAUGACAUGUUUUAUGACAUAUUCUGUUUAUUCACUAAAUUUCUCCAACCUAUUUCCACAACAGUCUCAAUACUUAAUGAUGAUUACAUUAUACUUUUUAUUAUCAAUUUUUUGGACAUUAGUAUCAAUGGUAUGGUUUAUCAUGUAUAAUUAUUUUACAACAAAAGUUGAAAUGCCAAAGUCACUUUAUAGUUUUUGUGGACUAUUGCAAAAAGUGUUUUUUUGUUACUUUCCAUCAUCAAAAACAGAUGACAAGACAAAACAGAAGAACGGUGUUAUUGUUGAGAAUGGUGAAGUUAAUAAGUCUGGGAAGGCAGAAAAUGCAAAAGCAUCAAGUACUCAAACAAUAGAAUGUACUUCUUUCCAGGAACUAUCUGGUUUAGGUGUUCAUAGACAUCGUAAAGUUAAAAUCAUUGAAAACAUGCAGCAUAGUUCCGUUGCAAGUACCGAAGCGGUCACAACAAAUCCAAUUGUCGGUGCGCCAAUCGACACAGUAGCAUUUACAAGUGUUAAAGAAACAAGCCAGAGAGCAAAACAAAAAUGCAACUUCUGCAAUAGAUGUGAGUCCUGCCAAACUGAUAUUGACAAAGAUAAAGUGAAAAAUAACAAUAAAAAAGAUAUUGAAGCUAGAUGUAACGCCUUAAAUUAUUUUAUUUGUUUUUGUCAAUUAUUGUUGAUGCUUAUUUCUAAUAUGGCUGUAUGGCUUUCAAUGUCAAAAUAA
This is a messenger RNA of Rotaria sp. Silwood1, 1323 nucleotides long. The record is from the annotation of a GenBank genome assembly. NCBI's taxonomy places the organism in Eukaryota, Metazoa, Rotifera, Eurotatoria, Philodinida, Philodinidae.